GGGCGGCGCGGGGUGCGAGCACAUUUGUCCGGCGGGGUGGGGAAGUGUCCGCUCGUUGCCUCUCUCCGGGCGGGGCUGUCGGACCGGCUCGCGGCAUGGGUGACCAAGCGCUCAGCUUCGUCAAGGACUUUCUGGCCGGCGGGAUCGCCGCCGCCGUCUCCAAAACUGCUGUCGCCCCCAUCGAGAGAGUGAAGUUGCUGCUGCAGGUCCAGCAUGCCAGCAAACAGAUCACGGCCGAUAAGCAGUACAAGGGCAUCGUGGACUGCAUAGUCCGCAUCCCCAAGGAGCAGGGCAUCGCCUCCUUCUGGAGAGGCAACUUGGCCAAUGUCAUCCGGUACUUCCCCACCCAGGCCCUUAACUUCGCCUUCAAGGACAAGUACAAGCAGAUCUUCCUGGGCGGAGUGGACAGGCACAAGCAGUUCUGGCGCUACUUCGCAGGGAACCUUGCAUCCGGAGGUGCCGCGGGAGCCACCUCCCUCUGCUUCGUCUACCCGCUGGAUUUCGCCAGGACCCGGCUGGCGGCUGAUGUGGGCAAAGGAGCCAGUGAGAGGGAGUUCUCUGGCCUGGGCGACUGCAUUGUCAAGAUCUUUAAAUCUGAUGGCUUGAGGGGCCUGUACCAAGGAUUUAGUGUGUCUGUCCAGGGCAUCAUCAUCUAUAGAGCAGCCUAUUUUGGGGUGUACGACACGGCCAAGGGUAUGUUGCCUGAUCCAAAGAAUGUGCACAUCGUAGUGAGCUGGAUGAUUGCCCAGAGUGUCACUGCAGUGGCAGGGCUGGUUUCUUAUCCUUUUGAUACUGUGCGACGUAGGAUGAUGAUGCAGUCUGGUCGAAAGGGAGCUGAUAUUAUGUAUAAGGGCACAAUUGAUUGCUGGAGGAAGAUAGCUAAAGAUGAAGGAUCCAAAGCAUUCUUCAAAGGUGCCUGGUCGAAUGUGUUGAGAGGCAUGGGCGGAGCUUUUGUAUUAGUACUUUAUGAUGAAAUCAAGAAGUAUGUCUAAAAAUUAACAUCACAAUGCAGUAGUUCAAUUGUUCUCAAUCAACUUUUUUAAAAAAAACUUGUGAUGGACAACAAAAUAUUUCCUAGGGAAACAGAAUAAAAUUUGAGUAACAUAUCUGGCGGAGAUAAGGAUGCAUUUAUUUAAAAAUUGUCCACAACAUCACAGUUACAUUUUCUAUGAGAAUUCUUCCACCAUUUGUAUUAGAACCUAUGUAUAUAUUAUACUUUGAAUUGCAGGUGAUAGAUUUUGUCUGAAGACAAAAUAUAAGUGGUCUAUAUCUAGUCUAAAAUCUAAUAUUGUGAAUUCUUAAUAGAUUGUCAUAAAUAUUUAUUAUACUAAAAGUAAUAUCUCUAGCUACCCAACACUGUGAUGACAUAACAUGAAUUAAAAUCAUGUUUUCUUCUAAAGCUCUUUUUUUUUAAUACAAUAUUAAAUGAAAAGUAUGUCUGAAAUAAUAAACUAUACUAAAGCACCAGGCUGAGUUCCUAACUGCAGCCUCUUCCCUGACAAACUAUAGUAAUAUGCUUGAAACCAUAAUUGAUUUUUCAGACAUACUUUGUAAAAUAUGAAAAUACAGUAUUUUAAAAAUUCCCUGUAUUGUCUCAAAGGAAAAAGUUGUCUGCUCUGAUGUUCAAUUGAACUAAAACUGACAUGAAAUAAAUUAAUAUAUUAAUGAACUUUUUCCUGUUGUUUUCAGUACAAUGAACACAUUACAGCAUGUCUUCCAAGGUGAUGUGCUACUCGGGGCAGUGUUAGUGGCAGUCUCUUGAAAGUUUUUCCAACAGAGCUUUACGUAGGUGAAGUUAGCGAGGUUAUUGAUAAUUCUACAAUUGCAAAACCAAGUGAAUUCAGUUUAAAGGUACUGCAGCCAAAGAUCUUUGAGAUAAGCUUCCACCAAGUCUUAGCUGCUUGCAUAAUUUCUUUAUAUUACUCUUAACUUUGAAGCUUUCAACAAAAAUGAAAUUCUCCUCAUUGAAUAGUGAAGUCAUUACUGCUUAUUUUACUUGAAAAAAUAUUCUAGAAUCAAAUACUCUAGAGUUAUUAAAAUAACUACAUGUUGAACCAUGAUGAACACAUUGCACUAAUAAUGACCAGUGAGACCAGAACAUGUUCUGUACGCUCCUUAAACUUUAGAUGCUGCAGGGUUGUGAAUGCAUGGAAGAACAGGCUGUCUGAUUAGGCAAAGGAGGGAAAGUGAGGUGUGGCCAUUGCAGUUGUUCAGUUAGACUACAGCUAGACAAGCAUUUGCUAUGUAUUCACCUAGAAUCAGAGCCUUGUUUGUGUUGGAAGAGACCUUAGAGUCCAUAUAGCUCCAACCCCCCUGCCAUGGGCAGGGACGCUGUCUACUAGAGUCAGUUCCUGGCCUUGGACACUUCCAUGGUUGGGGUGUCCCCCACUUUUUGGGCAACAGGGUAAGGCUAAGCAAGUAAUAAUCAAAUUAACUUUUAUCUCUUCUUCACCUUUUACUACUUCAUAUGUAUGGCUUCCAGUUACCCUUUUCCUAUAUUUGAAACAUUUACCAGAUACAGGAAGUCACUGUCACAUGGCAUGAGAGGCUCUGGUUCUCUGCCACAGCUCUAUUCUCCCUGAAGGCAGGUACCAGCCACAAACCAGUAUCUGGAAGCAACAUCUAUGCACUUGAAAUAAAAGUGUUUGGGAAAUACUGGUCCAAAAAAUAAGACUGUUCAUAAAUUAACCAAAUACACAUUUUUUGUCCCAGGACAAAAUGUGGACUGAUUGUUUCUUUUAUCUCCCUUUUUCAUGGUUGCUCUCUUAAAUACUUGCUUUUCUAGAUACCUGGUCCAUUUUCUUUCCCAUAGCAAAUAACCAGGAUUGCAAUCUAUCAAAUCCUAAGUUUAUGAAGAAGAUAUUUCUACUGGUUUCCAAAGUGCAUUAGUUUUCCUUAAAAACUCUGCUAGUUCCUACUCCUUUUCUCCUUCCUCUGCGCUUUCCUAAUGGUUCCUUAUGAGAAGCUUGCUAACACAGUCCAGCUAUCCAGUUCUCAUUUAGCUCACUGAUAAGGCUGCAAGUGGCAUUUGGAUGUGCUAGGGAAGAUCUAAGUUGGCUACAAAGAGACACUGUAAGAGACAGAGGUACAAAACCUUUGGGGAAAAAUUGUGUAUGAAUAAGAUAAUUAAGAGGAAGCAAAAAAACUUCAAGUAACUGUAAAUUAAAGAAGUUGCAUUCCAGGGAAGAAGGCAAAAUAGGACGACUAAGGACUAUUAAAAAGGAGAGUAAGGAGUAUCAAUGCAGGUAAAUGCCACUGGGCUAAGAGAAAGUACAUUAAAUAAAGUAUAUGGAAAACACAGGUAAAGGUUUCUGCUUAAAAGUCAAUGCACAGAGUGGGGGAGAUUGCAGGCAGUGCUCUCCAUAAAGAUACCUGUGGGUCAGAGCUCAAAGCUAUCAAUGAAUUAGCCAUCCUUCUGAAAGCAGCUCUGCCCUGAGUCAGCAGCACUCAGCAUAACACUUGGAAACACUUGGCUGGGAAUUAGAAGACUUAGCAGAUGGUCCGCGAUUGCUAUUUGAACUCCCAUUGUCACAGGCAACUGAUACUACUUCUUUUGUACCUUCGUAUGAGUUAGUCACAAGCAAACUAAAGCCAGUGGCAAAACCUUUAUUCCCUUACAUUUAAUACUUAAACAAUGGAAAACAUGCAUUUUUUCUAUAUACCAAGCUAUUCAACCUUAUUUGCACCUUAAUACCAAUUAUAAAAAUCUGCAAGAUGCUACUGUAAUGACAAUUCAUGUUAAAUAUUUUAUUUCUUAUGAUUUACAAAUGACAUACAAAACUGACACUUUUUCAUACCAAAGUUAAAUAAGAUGAAGCAAUUAAAAGUAAUCCAUUGUGUGAGUUUCUUCACAGAAAAAAAUUACAAUAUGAACAUUCAGAAGUAUUUAAACUUACUCUGAUAUUCACAUUCAAAGACAAAAAUCUUUAAAUAGAGAAUAAUUUUAAUUUGCACAAUAAUAAAAUAAAUACAGCAGCACUAUACAAAGAAAUUGUUAACAGCUUCUAACCAUGAAUAAUAAUUGCAAUACAAAUCUGUUUGCCACAAUGCUGCUUAAAGUUAAAAGUUCCAAGUAUUGUCAAACAGCUAAAUUUGAUCUGCGGGUCACUAAGUGAAGAGGCUCUGCCAAGGACUGAGUAAAUCACAAGGACUAUCACAAGGACUGAGUAAAAAGUGUGUUACAAUGCAGAAUACCUGAAAGCCUAAGCCCUCAUGCAAGCACUAGCAAAGAAUAAUACACUUUUCAUGUCAAAGACCCAGCAUUACCAAAUACAGCUUUUUUUCUUUAUCCAUAAUACAGUGAUUUCUUCCUGGGAAGAAGCUGGGGAAGCAAGCAAAGUUUCAGCAAUAUCCACAGAUAGUGGCAUCACAAUUUGUGCUGUUUAUAAGGCUACAGUCCUACAAAACAAGCUCACUGCAAGUUUGCCUUUAAUUACAGAAAUAAACCACACCAAAUACUAUUGUGAUUACCAAUACCAUUAAAUUUUACUCCUCUUGCAAAUGGAUGUUACUAUUGCAGCUUAUCUGACAUUACUACAAAUACUAGAUAUAAACAUGACAUUUAAAAACAGGUCAAGAAAA
Messenger RNA from Catharus ustulatus (Swainson's thrush), 4581 nucleotides. RefSeq names its product solute carrier family 25 member 4 (gene SLC25A4). NCBI's taxonomy places the organism in Eukaryota, Metazoa, Chordata, Aves, Passeriformes, Turdidae. The coding region runs from base 96 to 992 and encodes 298 amino acids. Gene Ontology annotation, cellular component: mitochondrial inner membrane. The record is from RefSeq and is a predicted model, not a curated record. Gene Ontology annotation, biological process: mitochondrial ADP transmembrane transport; mitochondrial ATP transmembrane transport. Gene Ontology annotation, molecular function: ATP:ADP antiporter activity. The transcript has 4 exons.